This is a messenger RNA of Cladocopium goreaui, 4809 nucleotides long. NCBI's taxonomy places the organism in Eukaryota, Dinophyceae, Suessiales, Symbiodiniaceae. The record is from the annotation of a GenBank genome assembly.
AUGGCUGCACUUCCGGAUGAAAAUGCAAGGCUCAGCCCAGCAGUUGAAGAAGCAGAGUGGCCACAUUCUCCAACACCCAGCACCAAGGCAAAGGCCGAAGAGCAAUCGCCUUUCCCGCCCACACAGAAAGCCCCGCCUACACCUAAUUCUUCUCCAACACAAGGCUCUGGGCAAGGAAGUCCUGCUGCUGAAGGCCCAGCUUUGGCAUCUUCCCAUUGGGGCUUUAACAUCAAGCGAGCAAAGGUGCCCGGGCAGGGUGCCGGAGCUUCCGAGCCUGUCCAGUCCUCUUUGGCUGAUUUGAGAACCUGUGCUGCAUACACGUUAGCUGCUUCUGGACGCGCAACAAGCAUGGACCAGGUGAACCAGGUUCUUUGGGACAAGACCUUGUUCAAGCACAUUGAAGAUGUCGACAGUCUUUACGGCUAUGUGCACAGCAUGUUGGACCGCGCGCAUUCUGAGGAAGAAAGGAAUCACAGAGAUCUUUCAGCUGAUCCGGACUAUGAUGGUAGUCGCAAUUUUCCUGCGCCGUUCUACAAAGCUUCCCAGCGUUUGUGCCUGAAGAAUGGGUGGCACUUGGGCAGCUUCCUUCUGAGUAUGCAAAACAACAUUGCCUACUGUGAGCAUAGAUGCACAAAACUUACACCGGAAGUGGCUAAGUCAGAGAGAAGCUUUGAAGAGGCCCCCAUCUUUGAGCGUGUGGCCACAAGCGCAGACCAGAAUGAUGAGGAGUUGCAGUGGCCAAAGCGAGGCAUUACAUCCAAGAAGCUGCGUAGAGAGCAGGUGGAGCAGGCAAUCGUGGAUGAACUUCCGGACUUGUCCUCUGGAUGGACAGUGGCUGAGUUGAUGCGUGCCAUAGAAAAGUCUUUGGAAUUGAGGGCAGAGGAGUUGACCAAACACAAAGGCUUGAUCGAAGCCAUUUUAGACCGCCGCCAACACCAGGAGUUGGAGGAUGCAAUCGGGCUUUGCAUGGACACGGCAGAGGAGGAAGGCAAUAGCCUGCGAGGUGUUCAUGAUGACCAAUUCUUGGCAGCACUGCGGGCUCACCUCAACUUCCCCCCUGCUGCCUUUUCCAAGUGCACAGAAGAAGCGCUGCAGAUUUGGAAGCAGCGCAAGGAGGCCAUGGAGACAGCCGUUCCUGAGGUGGUGGCAGCCGACUAUGUCCAUGAGAUUUCGCCUGCCAUUAUGGUUGUCUUGGGCGGCGCCGCUUCUUCGAGGAAGUCGCCGAAUAAUGCCUUUGCUGUCCACAUGAUUCAGAACAGCAAGAACGCGGACACCACCAUGAAAGAUUCAUACCUGGUUGAAGCAACCUUGAAGGGGUGUCGCACAAGCAUCUUGAACAACGGUGGCUUUGCCUGUGUCUCCGAUGAGCUGUCCAACACCCUGCAGACUCCGUGGUCUGAUCACUCGGCAGGGAUCAAUUUUCUCUCAAAGAGCAAGCUGAACACGUUCAGCCAAGCAGAGCACGAUAGCGUCGUCACUGCAGCUGGGAGAAUGUGCCUCAAUUCCUACAAGACUAUGGUAAAGUUGUGGGGACAGCUUGAAGCUGCAGAAUGGGUGCUGCGCCCUACGCCGAAUGGCUUUCCCAAGAGGUGCUCCGUCGCUUGGUCACCCGACAGAAAUCCAGUCGACCCAGACGUGGCUGCUGGCAUGUCAACAGGUUUCAUUGCCCAGCUUCAUGACUUUGCCCUUGGAUUUCCUGGUGCGCGACCUUCUCGCUGUGGUCCAGAUGAAUAUGCCGCCACGAUCUUGCAGACUGUUCGCAGAGCGGUUCACGAUUGGUUGGAUGAGCACCACGUGGAUUCGAACCUGUCAGCAAAACUUGGCUUCGUUGGAACGGAUAUGUUGAGGUAUGCUCAGGUGAACAUGCGCAUUGCACAGUACUGCGAGAUGGCUGCAGCAUUCUGGCAGUGGGAGCGCCAAGUUUUCUUGGUGUGUGGCUACCUGCGCUACAUCCGUGGAUUGGAACGCAACCUCGGCCUCAACGACCGCGACCGGUCCAUCUGUGGCUUGGCAGCCGGAAUGCUCCAUGCUGACGCACCAGUCAACUACAAGCAACAGGCCUUGGAAACAGCAGAGGACAAGCUGAAGCAUGAUAUCCUAUCUUGCCCGAAAGCUCGUGGAGAGUUCACUUCAGCCCUCAUGCGAGAGGAGCUUCGCCACAAACAUCGCAAAGCCAAAGACUUUAAGAGCAUGCUCCUGAAAGCUAUCGACGGCCUUGUGGCCCAUGGCCUCUUGCUCUGUGACAAAGAUCCCCGCAAAGAGAUGCGGCCAAAGAAGAAGCGCCGCAAGAAUCAAGCCGCUCAGGGCGCGGAAGAACCUGAAGCUGCGGCAGAUGCUCCUGCUGCCGGGGAACAGAAGGAAGUGGCGGCGUCCAGAGUUGUUCUGUCCCUUCGCAAGCCGGCCUUGGCGGAGUUGACUGAGGAAGCUGAGGCAGAAAGGCUCAAGAUGUCUAACACAGUGCAGAAAUGGGCAUUGAAGUUUCCGCGAAAACCGAAAGCUUCAGCCCAGCCAACCAAAGGCAAGAAGAGUUCUCAGAGCCCGUCAUUACUUCUCCCAACGCCUCGCAGCAGUAGGACUGACGAUGGUGCCGAGGGCCAGCAGCCUGCUGCUGCACCAGCAGAUUUUGAGCAGACUCCAAAAAAUGAAAGGCUGCCAGAGAAACACUGUCAAAGCUUAGAACAGCUGGCAGGAAGAUUAGCUUGCGGACGUACAUCAUCGGUGUUGCUCAGCAUUUUGGGGACACAUCCUUUUAAGCGCUCUGCCCCUGAGUCCCUGCCAACACUGACAAGCAACGCUCCCUGUCGCAGAAUGACUGCGACGCUUCAGGGCAGCAUGGUGUUCGUGCUGGACACUUUCACCAGGAGGGGCAAACUGCACGCAGACAUUGCCAAUGUUCGCCGCCGAGCUGACCAAGACUGGACACUGGGCUCCAUCUCCACAGUGAAGGCAGAUUGUCUGACCGAUUUCCGGGUGGAACUGGUUGUCACAGCAGUGUCGGGAACACAGGUUCGAUUGGAACGGCUCUGCAGCACACAGCUGGGUGGCGCUCUCACUCUUGUGCCUGCACUACCCACUGCAGCCGUCCAGCAGCCCAUUGACACAGCCCAUCCUGAUGCGCAUGUGUUCCCAGCUGCAGCCCAGGCGCACGCUGAACGUCACGGGCACAAAAUCAUUCCUAUGCGCGACAGAGCUGGGACUGAAGUCAUUCUGGACAUACCAAAUUGCAAGUCUUUCACACAUUGCCCAUACAGAUGUUUGACAUGCAAGCAAAAUUCAAAGGCUAGCAAUUCGGAGCCAAGCUACUUCAAUUUCACUGAUGAAGAUGUCAGGCAAACCUUUCCUCAUCUUUGCAUCGUCCGUACGCCCAAGGAGAAGAAGCAUUACAUGACCAAAAGGUAUUUGUUGGAGGUAUUGCUGCAGUUCUAUUGCAAACUGAAUUGCCGCGAGGUUCGGAGAAGUCUUAUGGACAUCUGCUGUGCAAAUUCUCUACAAGCCAAUCUGCUCCAGCAAGCUCAAGCCGUACCGAAGAGCAAGGUCUUGCGCCAUGUUGUGGUUCAAGCAUUUGGCCGUUGCCUUGACGACAUUGUUGACUCCUUCCAACAAAAGCUGUUUCUCUACAAUGCACAAGGCAUCCGCCAUGAUGGCAAUAUGGGGUUGGCCCGUACAAUCGAGCAGUCGGUGCCCGUCUUCCAUGCGACGGACAACUACAGAGGCCAAAGGUUCAGGCUUGCUGCCAGGUACCAUGCCUCUUGGCCUGAGCUGCGCCUGCAAUCCUUCGCCAGAACUCGCAAAGGAGAUGCUGAAAGACGGUCUGUAAUCCCAGUGAAGGAGAUGGAACAAGGUUGCACUAUCGUUGGAGAUCCCCAGCACGAUAUCAUCAACCUUUCAAAGCUGUUGCACGGACGUGCAGCAGACAAGGAUGACUUGCUACGGGAUCACUGCGAUUUGAUGCACAGGCUUUCUGGCCCACAGCCGCCAAACCUGAAAUCAGAUCCAGUGCCAACUAUAUAUACUGAGCUCAGCGAAGCAGCGGCUUGCUUACUGCGGAGUGCCUGUGUGGAUCCACAGCCGGAGUUUCGUGAGAAGAAAGCCAAAUAUGCUGAAGCCAUGGGCGAGCUGAAGGCUUUCUUAGGCUUGCCCCAUGUGCAGCUGUCUCCUACAUGGAAAGACAUCAUGGGCAGCCUUCCGCCGCGCGGAACAUUGGUUCGUGUUGCCAAUCGAGUUGAAGCUUCUCUGCAUGCUACAUCUCAAGGCUUUGGAUGGACCUCUCCGCAAGCCUUCCGCCGAGAAGCUCGCCGCAUCAUUCGCUGGUACAGGAAAGGCAAGAAAACCAUGCGCUACAACCGGAGCUUGCCCAGGACUCAACACGCGCCAGAAUAUGUGCGGGGCCUGAAAACUUGCUGGACACAGAAGGUUGCCUUGCAUUAUCGCAGAUUUUUUGGCAAGAUUCGUCAAGAAGGGCUUUGGUCUUGGAGGCUCAUGUCCAAAGCUAUGCGGCUUGCCAAGCUGUCGCAGCAAUCAGGCACUGUCAGUGUUGAGCGGGUUUGGUCCUACUACCUAGCAGAGUUUCCGCAUGCAAACCGUGGAAUGACGCUGGAAUACUUCAACGUCAUGAGUGCUCUGCUUUUCCUCAGGUUCAAUCUGCGGCACUUCAAGGCGCACCGUCUCCCAGGUUGGCUGGAGAAUGACGCAUUGGUGGCCACCAAGCUAGAUGCUAUCCUUGCUUUGGCCAGGUCUCAAGAGCCUGAAACAGACCUGCAUGAUUUUGGAUCCAUUUUUUCUUCGCUCCGAUGCUCCGAUGACCAGUGA